Messenger RNA from Aphanomyces astaci, 1002 nucleotides. RefSeq lists its product as hypothetical. The transcript has 7 exons. The coding region runs from base 1 to 1002 and encodes 333 amino acids. NCBI's taxonomy places the organism in Eukaryota, Oomycota, Saprolegniomycetes, Saprolegniales, Verrucalvaceae. The record is from RefSeq and is a predicted model, not a curated record.
AUGUACAGUCAAGGCAAGAAGGCGAGGACCAUUGACCAAGCCAAGUCGGCGCUUGACGCGUCAACCCGCCGCUACAUUGUUGGACUUCAAAAAUACAACAAGCAGAAUAACAUCGAUGAGGAGAAGAAAGCUCACCCGCUCACGGUGCUCGAAUUGUCCACGCUUCUCAACGCGCUGUCAAGCUUUCAUCCAUUUGUUGGCACUAUGGUGCGUCUGGCGUUGGUUGUUGGCUUCAUUGGAUGCUUUCGGAUCAGUCAGUACCUGUCAGUUCGACUACGAUGGCACAAGAAGGCCAACAUUGAAGAGGACAGCCAAGUCUAUCACUUGGUUGACGACACGACGUUUCCCUGUCUGCGUGUUUGCGCAUUCCACGACGACUACAUCUCCAAGUUGCGUGAGUGCUGUGUCAAUGUCCCAAAGAACUCAUACGUUUUCCCCAACUUUGUCAUGCUCCAUGGUGGCGUACCUCGAGUGGACUGGUGUCGUGCCUUGGAGCAGACCACUCUGCGCAACUUGAUCCGAGAACCUGCGUCGGGGUGGUUCGUUCUACCGAGUGUUCGAGUCCCGGGAGCGACACUUCAACUUUCGCGAGCUUAUGGCUUGGUGCCGUUGAGCCGAUGCGAAAACGUGCUGCGAGUGGCGUUAUUGGGUGGUGUACCUUGUACGGUGGACGAGCUUGCUCAAACGUUGGCCAAAAGUGUCCAAGCUUUCGCGUCUGUCGCCGUGCCUGCCCCCAAGGCGUGGCAGCAAUGGUUUGUGGCGGACCCCGGAAACGGCCUGACCUGUGCGCUGAAGGACUACAGCAAAGAGAUGAUUCAGUUUGACCGCAAGAAGUACUCUGAACGGCAUACAUUGGCGAUGGCUUUCAUCAAGUACCAAUCAUUUGACCAAUUCGAAGCGUCGUACACGGGCUUUACCAAUUCGUACGCGCGAAUUCUCAAGGAGUGCUACUUGUACUUUAGCCUUACUCAUCAGCACGAAGUUCCAAUUGCCAGAGCAUAA